AUCAAUACAUUUUCAAGCAUCUGUGGAUGCUCUUAUAUUAGAAUACAUUGUAUGGAAUGGAUAAUGGUGAUGUACGGAUCUGGCGAUGGAGCUGCCUGUUUGGGCUGGGAGUCCCACGACGCUAACCGUUUAACUCUCUCUACACCAACGACAUCACCAUCUGCCACUCUUCACAGCCCUAGUGCGCAACCUGUAAUCGGUAACCUGUACAUCAUCCAUGUCUGGGGGUCUUGGUGCUUUCCUGAUUCGCUUAUUGUGUUGAUACUAUUACAAUCCCUAACUGGUCUUCGGACAAAAACAAAUACUCCAAAAAAAGCAUCUUUGAAAAAACUCCCUCGCCGUAUUCGUUGACUGUUAUUUGUUCACUACCAGUUGUUCACUUACCUUUUCUUCACUUACUUCUUUGUCCAUUAUUCACUUACCUAACUUUCGUCGUUCAUUAAGGAUUCACCACGUUGUUUAAUCAGUCAGUUAUAUACCAAGAAACAA
Hyphopichia burtonii NRRL Y-1933 is the source of this 489-nucleotide messenger RNA. RefSeq lists its product as uncharacterized. The record is from RefSeq and is a predicted model, not a curated record. The transcript has a single exon. The coding region runs from base 52 to 351 and encodes 99 amino acids. NCBI's taxonomy places the organism in Eukaryota, Fungi, Ascomycota, Pichiomycetes, Serinales, Debaryomycetaceae.